CCAUGAGGUUGACAAGCUGUCCCUGCAAAACUGCUCAUUGUGACAAAAUAGAGGAAACAAAGACCUGCUGGGUUCUCAGGAUUAGGUGAUGGAAUUGGAACAUGUAAAAUAAGUAAAAAAAACUUCUUGUAUAUAACUAGACCCAAGUCAAUGGAAAGAGUCAACCAAACCAGCAGUGUCUCUGAAUUCAUCCUCCUGGGACUCUCCUCCCGGCCUGAGGACCAGAUGCCACUCUUUAUCCUCUUCCUCACCAUGUACCUCAUCACAAUAAUAGGGAACCUGCUCAUCAUCCUGGCCAUCCGCUCUGAUCCCCACCUCCAGACCCCCAUGUAUUUCUUCUUGAGUUUCCUGUCGUUCACUGACAUUUGCUUCACAACAACCAUUGUCCCCAGGAUGCUGGUCAACUUCUUGUCAGGGAAGACCAUCCCCUAUGCUGGGUGACUGACCCAGAUGUAUUUUAUAUAUGCUUUGGGCAACACUGACAGCUGCCUUCUAGCAGUCAUGGCCUUUGACCGCUAUGUGGCCAUCUGUGACCCCUUCCACUAUGUCACCAUCAUGAGCCAUCACUGCUGUGCCCUCCUGGUGGCCUUCUCCUGCUCAUUGCCUCACCUCCACUCACUCCUACACACACUUCUGCUGAAUCAGCUCAACUUCUGUGACUCUAAUGUUAUCCACCACUUUCUCUGCGACCUCAGCCCUCUGAUGAAACUGUCCUGCUCCUCCACAUUUGUCAAUGAAAUUGUGAUAAUGACUGAAGGGUCUGUUUUUGUGGUGACCCCCUUUCUAUUCAUUGCUUUCUCUUACACCUAA
Messenger RNA from Vicugna pacos (alpaca), 810 nucleotides. RefSeq names its product olfactory receptor 1L8-like. The record is from RefSeq and is a predicted model, not a curated record. NCBI's taxonomy places the organism in Eukaryota, Metazoa, Chordata, Mammalia, Artiodactyla, Camelidae. Gene Ontology annotation, biological process: G protein-coupled receptor signaling pathway. Gene Ontology annotation, cellular component: membrane. Gene Ontology annotation, molecular function: G protein-coupled receptor activity; olfactory receptor activity.